AUGACAGAUGGGCCGUUUGUUGACGAUCCGGGGACUCCAUUCCAGGGCAUUGAGAGAGAGCGCAUCCAAGCUUGCACGGGACUCGCGGCUGCAUUUUUAGACCUCGAAGGCCAUUUCCACAUGCGCAGCACUCGAGCAUCGGAACUCGGGGAGGAACAACUUCGUCUGUUUACGCGUUUCCAGCGACAGGAGCUCCGCUCGCGCGCUCGGAGGCCAGAGCGGAAAGGGGCGUCGUCUGCUUCGUCGUAUUCCAAAGGUGUUGAAGAUUCGGGGAAAUGGCGCGGCAACGUUUCUGGUUGCCCACGAACUGGCGGCCGAAAGAGCUCUCCUGGAAGCGAGACGCGAACUCACCAAGAGGACGAAUCGGACGGAGGGGAUUUUCAUGAUGCGACUGAAGCCUACGAGACCCCGCGAGAGGCCUCGGCCAGAUCUCCGGUCGGACAGGCUGCGUCUUCGCCACACUCUCAGGCAAGACCAUUUCGAGACGUAACUGAUUCGUCCGACGACGAAGAGAGAAGCUGCAUCUCACUGCCGGCUGAGACGGAAGAGGCGAGUGCGGCUACGCAGUCGCGGAGCAGGAAACACAGCGAAAGCCAGGACAGCCAAGGGGCGACGCACGAACUUCGAGUGCGCCGCUCGAGCAGCGAUCAGGCCCGAAUCGUCCGGCAGUGCUCCUUCACAACUGCGGUCGACGCCUCGCCCUCGAGUGCACUGAAGGAUGGCUCUGCCGGCGGGAGAUUCGCGAGACGAUCCCCGAGCGGAUCGGCACAGGUGGGCGGCCCCCCGACGGCGGGGAUGGAGCCCUGUAGUCGGCGCGCCUCUGAGAGGCAACGCGACUCGACCCGCUCUGGAGUCCAGGAACCGAGCCACACUCUUGAAACCCCUAGAGGGGAGUUUUUGUCGGCGUUUGACACCGCCCGCUUGCGGUUCCGGCAGCAGAGCUUUCCCGACUCUCUCGCAGCGACAACGAAACAAGGCAACGAAGCCGCGCAACCUGGGACGCUUCCUCGACAGGAAACGCAGCUGGAAGACAGCAGUCUCCCCGCAGUCCCCGACCGAGUGGCAAACACAGAAGCCGCCGCUGCGGCUUCUGGGGACUCCGCGAGUGUGGCGGGAGGAAGGGAGGACGCGAGUGGAAUUCCAGAUGGAGAGCUUCGUCACUGCGAUUACGCGGAACCGCUAUCUGCAUCGUCGUGUGCAACUUCUGCGGCCUGCGCAUCGGUCGCGCCGUCUGGCGAGAUGUCGAGGGCUUUCUCUCUUGGCACUUUGGCAGGCAGUGCGCGCACCUUCCGCAGCGCUGCGUUGCGUGGAAGUUAUCCGUCCAAGCGAGGUGGGAGUCCGUGGAUGACCCGAUCGAUAACUGCCUUCAAGCGACUUGGAGGGGGGCGGCAGUGCUCGGGAGAAUCGACGGCUAGCGACCGCGCAGCGCUUUGGGCGAUCGCGAUCUCACCCGCAGGCGACUGGCUAGCCGCUGCCGGUCAGACGGGGGUGAUUUCUCUCUGGGCCGUGCCUCCGCCCUCCCGCGUCUCCGCCGCGUCUUCGCGGGCUUCACAGGUGCCUGAUCGAGGCGGCGAGAGGCGCGGCAGGACGGAACCGGCGUGGCCGGGUUCGCUGUGUGAAGCCGGCGGCCAGCGACCUGCGAUGCAGCGUGACGGCGAGUCGCGACGGGGCCCGACCGGCGAAGCAGCCCAGACGGAAAUGGCUAGCCACGGCGCAGGUUUCGCUCCCGAGAAGGCAGACGCAGACAACGAACGCGAUGGAGGAACGCCAGGGGAGGGACAGGACGCAGGCAAGCGCUCCCCGCACGUCUCUCCGGACACAGCUGUCCCUUUGCUCGAACAAGAAACGGGAAGGAACGAAGCCUCGGAGGCGGUGUUGCGGGACGCGUCGCUUCCACCCGGAGUUUCUGCGUCGACUGCCUCUUCGGAUCGUUCUCCCUCCUCCUGUCCCUCUUCGUCUCUUUCCCGGCCUCGCCACCAGGAAGACGGAGACCGGCGGGCCGUGUCGGCGCCGGAACGCGCGGGGGAAUGCUCACCAGCCCCCGGCGCUGGGUGUCCCUUUGAACGUUCUCAGCUGUCUCCGCAGACGCUGUUUGCCACAGGGGGAGGGAAUUCAAACGGCUUGCGGACCGAAAGACGGACGCGGAGUGACGGAGAUUCCCAGACGCGUCGCGGACCUGCGCAUCCUUCGCGCCGUGUCCCGACACCCGACGGCGUCGGGGGACAGCUGGUCGCCGGCGUCGAAGAAGAAAGCCCAGCUGAGGACUGGGGUGCGCAGUCGGACGAGGUGCGGGCGUCGUCGCGUUCUUGCCGAGAAGACAGCGAGGCGGGAAGAGAACAACGAGAGGAGGCAAACCCCGCGCACUCCGCCCCGUGGUUUGUUUCAGAUCGGCCGAACCUCUGUCUUACGGGGCACUCUGCGGCAAUCAUUCAGUUGGUUUGGGCACCCACCGCAAAGGUCGCGCUCCUCCUCAGCUCCUCUCUGGACAAGACGGUGCGGCUGUGGCGACCGGCCAAGCAGCCUGAGGCCGUUGCGGUUCUGCGAUGUCGAGACUGGCCAACGAGCGUCGCCUUCCACCCUGCUUUCAAGAACGUGGUGUUCACGGGGUGUCUAGACGCCACCGUGCAAGUCUGGCGUCUCUUUCCGGUCCCGCCGUCCAGUCGCUCCCGUCCCCCUCGAGACGAGCGAGGGCGAAGAGAGCACGGAGACGAACGCAGGCGGCCAGAGAGAGGAAAACUGCUCUGGGAAGCUCGCGUCGUCGAGUACCUGAAAGUCACCGAACUCGUCACGGCUAUCUCCAUCUCUCCCAACGGGUCCGUUCUCGCCGUUGGCUUCCGCAAUGGGACGAUUGCCUUCUACGACGCUCAGGACGAGGCGUCUCCGGCUCGCCUUGCUGGCGAAACGCCGCUCUCGUCUGCCGAGCGUCUUUACGAUUCUCUCAUCACAGAGAAGCGUCCUCUGGCGAGCGUUUGUGUGAUUUGCCUCUGCAAGCAGACGCUGAAGUUCCGCAACGAGCUGGACUGCAAAAACCGGAAAGGGAAAUUUUCCAAGGGGCGAAAAGUGACCAGCCUCGAGUGGCACACCAGCGGCCUCGCUCUCUGCGUCACGACAAACGAUUCCCGCGUUCGCAUUUUCAGAGCCACGGACCUGUUUUGCGCGGCCAAGUUCAAAGGCCACAUGAACGAGCAAAUCAUGUUGCGGGCAAACUACACAAACGAAGGGACAGGCCUCGUCUGCGGUUCCGAGAACGGCUGGCUGUGCUACUGGAACGUGGAAGAUCCCCGCACGUCGAUUCUCGACAGCAUCGAGCAACGGCUUCGCAAAAAUGUUCUCAGCAGCAAGUUGCCUCUCCCCGCGACGAAGCGGAGACCGACGAACGCGAACUUUGUGGGCAUCAAGGCCUUCGCGGAGCUUUUGACGUGCAGCCUCGUGGCGCCUGCGUCCUUUGCGACGUCUCUGGUGUCGCGCAUCGCCGUGCAUCCCCUGGGGUCUACCGCGGCGAAGCAACCGGCGAGUCACCACCGCACGCUGCAGAACCUGACUUUCCGGUUCGACGCGGGCGUCCGUUCGCGUCUGCGCGGCUUCAAAAGUGGGACUAGAGGCCAGCAGUCUGAGGCGCGAGGCAGUCUGGACCGCCGCCCGCUUGCACCGUUGGGCGAAAACGCAGCCCCAGGCAGUGACCUGUACUCGGCGGCCGGGAGUCUGCCUUCCCAGGAGUUUUCCCUUCCUCGCGAGUCGCGCUGUUUCCAGUCGUCGCCGUUUGUGAGUGACGCGUCAGGGCCGGUGGGGGACGAGUCGAAGCAAGUAGCCCUAGAUAAGCAAGGCUCGGGGCCUCGAACCAUGUUCAAAGCGUUAUGUCUCCCAACACCCAGACGGGUGUCGCCUCCUGGGGGCACGCCCCCAGGCUCGCAGAUGCAUACCCUCGCCGCCGAUUCGUCUGCGUCAUCGAGUGAACUGUGCAACGACGAGCGGGGCGGGAGCGUGCUCUCCCCUGGGCGACUCAGACCUUCACAGCAAAGCAGCGGUCUAUCUGUUUCUCCGAAUCUCCGAGGCACCGGGGACAGUCAGGGGAGCGCCGCGAUUCGAGACGGCUCCGGCCGUCUGCUGUGUGGCGCCUCCGACACCGCCACGUCGCCUGCCGUCUCCAGUACCCCGCCGCGUUUGAGUCAACUCUCAUCGAAAGACCUCCGACUCAAGUCAGAUUCGUCCCCGUCGAGCGUUGUCUCCGCGCCGGUCUGGGCCGUUGACGAUGCAGGCGGUGCGAGCACUGUGGACGACCGCCGCGCAAAGAAUGCGGAGGAGAGUGAACGGUACUUCCGCGUGGAAGACGAGCUCCACGUUUCUCUGCCCCCCGCUGUCUACGAAGCGGAAUGUCGGCAACGCAGCUCAAGCGGGUCACGUCCCCUGGUGCUGGUGGCGGGGAGUCACCACGGCAAGCUGCGGAUCUUUGUGAAUUUUGGGGCGGAGCUCCGACAUCUCUGA
Molecule: messenger RNA, 4482 nt
Organism: Neospora caninum
Lineage: Eukaryota; Apicomplexa; Conoidasida; Eucoccidiorida; Sarcocystidae
Exons: 15
Coding region: 1-4482 (1493 amino acids)
Molecular function (GO): protein binding
Source: RefSeq, a predicted model, not a curated record